Messenger RNA from Schizophyllum commune H4-8, 3465 nucleotides. RefSeq names its product acetyl-CoA synthetase-like protein. Gene Ontology annotation, molecular function: phosphopantetheine binding. The transcript is spliced from 14 exons. NCBI's taxonomy places the organism in Eukaryota, Fungi, Basidiomycota, Agaricomycetes, Agaricales, Schizophyllaceae. The record is from RefSeq and is a predicted model, not a curated record. Bases 5 to 3271 code for a protein of 1088 amino acids.
CGCCAUGGGCGUUCAGUCCUCUGUCAAGCGGUCCAGCCCGCUCACUCACGUUCCUCUCGAAGAAGGCCUCCUCUUCACCGAUGCUUGCGACUUCCACGUCCAGCACAACCCCGAUCAUACGUGCUUCGCGUACGCUGAGGCAGAUGGGACGGUCCGCGAGAUCACCUACCUCGAAUUCGGGCGCGCCGUCCAUCGCGCGGCGCACGCCUUACGCCCAGGACGCGAGGGGGAGGAUGGGCUCGUCGUCGCGUUCAUCGCGCUCUCCGACACCCUUCUCUAUCAUGCCAUCACCGUUGGUCUGAUGAAGGCCGGCUACGUUCCAUUCCCGAUCUCCCCUCGCCUCUCGCCACCUGCAGUCGCGAACCUCCUACGCGUGACGCAGUGCCAUCGGCUGGUCACUACGCAGCACACUCUCCACACGCUCAUCGAUGCCCUCAAGAAGGAGCUCGGCGCUGGGUACCACUUGACGAUUAGCGAGGUUCCUGCGCUCAGCGUCGUGUUCCCCAACCUUGCUGAAGAGGACGCAUCGCACGACUUCGAAGCGUAUCCGGACUCUACGGUGCCGCCAAGCCCCGAAGACAUCCUGAUCUACCUUCACUCGUCGGGGAGUACGGGCUUCCCGAAGGCUGUCGGACACACACGCGCGAGCAUGGCGGGAUGGACGCGACUCGCUGUCGUCACCGAUAUGCGUCGCUUCCAUCCUCGGCCACGGUUCGCGACACAUAUUCUUCCUCCUUUCCACACCAUGGGGUUGUGCGCGCAGCUUGUCACGGCGAUCUUUGGUGGUCCGGAAGUGGCGCUGUUCCCUCCCGUGGUCAAGACUCCAACGGAUGUGCCUCCACCACCGACGCCGGACGGUCAGCUUGCAGCCGCGCGUGCGAGUGGCUGUGACGCGAUGGUCAUGGUCCCCGCGUACGUGCAGCUGUGGGCCGCGGACCCGGAGGCCGUCGAGUACAUGAAGAGUCUGCAGCUUUUGGGCUUCGCCGGCGGACCACUCAGUGACGCGACGGGCGACUUCCUCGCCGAAGCCGGCGUCAAGCUUCGCUCCAUCUACGGCGCGACAGAGUUCGGCGUCACAUCGCACGUUAAGCCGACACGCGACGAGGACUGGAAGGACUGGCGCUGGAUCGAGUUGGACGCGAAUGCUCGUCUAGCGUGGGACAAGCAGAGCGAUGGGACGGAGGAGCUUCUCAUAUUGGCUGGCGGUAACCACUGGCACAUGCCGGUGGUGUACAACAUGCAGAAGCGGCCGGGAUACGCUACGAACGACCUUUUUGUAGCUCACCCGACGAAGCCUCAUUUGCGGAGAGUAGUCGGCCGCAGGGACGAUGUAAUCGUCCAUUCGACGGGGGAGAAGACAGUACCUGCCCCCAUCGAGGGCGUUGUUCUGACAAGUCCAUUGGUGGCGGCAGCCGUCAUGUUCGGUCGGGGUCGGGACGAGGCGGGUAUCCUCAUUGAGCCGGCGCCUGCACAUCAAGUCGAUGUCGACGAUGACACUGCGGUCGCAGCGUAUCGCAAUGCGGUCUGGCCCGUCAUCGAGGAGGCGAACCGCGCAGCGCCAGCCUACAGUCGCAUCUUCAAGGAGCUCAUCCUGAUCGCGCGCAAGGGCAAGCCUCUUCCUCGAACCGAGAAGAAUACUGUCAUGCGCAAGCUCGCACUCGAGGUCUAUAGCGCCGAUAUUGAGAAGAUAUAUGCAGUCGUCGAGAGCCACGCACAGACCGGCGAGAAAGGCGUCAAGCCACCUUCUAGUUGGGACGUCCAUGCUGUAGCGAGUUGGCUCGCCCAGCAUGUUCGAGAUAUCACCGGUCGUGACAUGGACCUCGCGGCGGACCUCUUCGAGCAGGGCUUCGACAGUCUCAACGCAACCGUCCUCCGACUCCGUCUCCUAGGCGCGCUCAAGUCAGACCCAUCCGCGUCUCCAGCGGCGCUUGGCAUCGCACAGAACGUCGUCUACGACCACCCGUCGAUCGAGAAACUCGCUACGCUGGUCUCCAAGCUCGUCGGAGGUGAGGUGCAUCAGGCGGAGGCCCCCGAAGCGCGCGCAAAGGACGCCAUCGUGGCCAUGGCCGCGAAGUACAGCGAGGGCCUUCCCGGAUACGCGGGCGCUGCGACCUUGCCGGAGUACGUGGCCCCGACCAGCUCAAAGCCACUGUCAACGCCCGUCACCGUCCUGGUGACGGGAACCACGGGCAACCUUGGCGCGGAGCUACUUGCGAUUCUCCUGAAGGAUGAUCGGGUCGAGCGGGUGUAUACCCUGGACCGGGAGGCGUCGGCCACUGUGCAGGAUCGCCAGCGCGCGCGAUUUGCCGACAAGGGGCUUGAUGUUCAGCUUCUGAAAUCGCAGAAGCUGGUCGCGCUAGUGGGCGACGCAUACGCGGAGGGACUGGGUCAGAGUGAGGCAUUGUACGAAGAGAUGUUACAAACGGUCACCAUCAUCGUCCACGCCGCCUGGCGCCUCGACUUCAAUCUCGGCCUCAGCGCCUUCGAGCGCAGUAUCCAAGGAACACGCGCCCUCGUUGACUUCGCACGCAAGACCAUGCACUCCGACAGCCUCCGAUUUCUCUUCACUUCAUCCAUCACAUCGACGCGCUCAUGGGAUGCCUCACAAGGGCCGGUUCCCGAAGAGCUCAUCGAUGACGCUGGAGUGUCCGUCCUCGGAGGCGGCUACGGGCAGAGCAAAUACGUCGCAGAGCGUGUACUUGCGGCGAGCGGGAUCUCGUUCAGCUCUAUUCGUGUGGGUCAAGUGAGCGGCGGGAAGCCGCGCGGCGCUUGGGCGCCAACCGACUGGUUCCCGAUCUUGGUCAAGACGAGCAUCGCGCUGGGCGCGCUGCCGGAUAGUGAGCAGACCGUAUCAUGGGUCCCGAUGGACUCGGUUGCUGGUAUUCUCAUCGACGUUGCGCUGUCCGAGAAUGCGCUUUUGCCAUCGCAUAAUCUCGUUCACCCACGCCCUCUGCCGUGGUCGCUAGUCAUUGACAACGUCCGACAAUCGGUCGAGGCUACUCUCAACUGCCACGUACCAAUCUUGCCUUUCUCGCGCUGGUUUGAGAAGCUCGAGACGGUGGCUCACAAGUCAGACGUCGAUGUCCAGAAUACCCCUGGCGUGAAGCUUCUGGGGUUCUUCAAAGGUUUGAAUUCCGCAAGUGUCCUAGGAUCGUUUGCGACCGACAAGAUCCAAGCCGCCAGUGAGACCCUCCGUAACGCACCAUCGCUGAAUCAGGCGGACGCCGACGCAUGGGUGAAAUAUUGGCAUGAGAGUGGGCUUCUGGCGUAAAAUAUUGGAGAAAUAUCGAGUUAUGUAUGUAUAUGCCUUGAACUUGUACCAUAGUGCCAUUACUCUUGUAUGACAGCGGCUUCCAGUACGUUGAGGUGGGGAUUCGAACCUGCUUACUAAGUAAACCUGGACUCAACUCGCCAUCGUUCGUCUCCUUUGUUCUUAACAUCAUCACGACCCUAAUACAUCGGCCU